Molecule: messenger RNA, 1425 nt
Organism: Danio rerio (zebrafish)
Lineage: Eukaryota; Metazoa; Chordata; Actinopteri; Cypriniformes; Danionidae
Gene: rfxap
Product: regulatory factor X-associated protein
Source: RefSeq, marked provisional
AUAACUGUUUUGUUUUUGUCCUCAUGACAGCAGCCUUUUAUUCCUCCGUUUAGAGAUUAUGUUCACCAGGCUUCGGACAUUUAAAAUGCGAUUUUAUGAUGACCAACACACAAAAUUAAUUUUGUAAUAAAUUAUUCAGAGGCGAAUUCUCAAAAAGGGCUAGUUCCUACGGAUAAGACAGGUGAGGGAUUCGGCUUUUGAAAAUGAGUAAUAACCUUCAUCUGAGUUUAGUAAACACCGGUAAAGAGCACAGCCAAACCCCCGGGCCCGCAGACAGCAGCACCACCCCGUCCGACCUCGAGAAUUUUCCGUACGACGCCGAAGAUCCGGGCGAGGAGAGCGGCCCGGAGGAGCCGAGGGACGGAACGGUCAGCCCGGAGGAACUCAACGACGACGACACCUCUGGGGAGAGCGAGAACCUACCCAAAACCUGCACCUAUGACGGCUGCACGGAGACCACGACACAGGUGGCCAAAGCCAGGAAACCCUGGAUGUGCAAAAAACACCGAAAUAAAAUGUACAAGGACAAGUAUAAGAAGAAGAAGAGCGACCAGGCCAUGUCUUCUGGAAAGCUGGAGGAGGGCUCGGAAGAGCGGCCUGUCUCUGUGACCAAGCAGAGGCUCGGCUCUAUGGGUGACAGACCCGCCAGACCCUCACUCAUAGAGCAGGUGCUCAACCAGAAGAGACUAUCUCUGCUGAGGAGUCCAGAAGUCAUCAGUUUCCUCCAGCUGCAGCAGCGUUUACUGACCACGCAGAACCGCUCUCAAACACAGCACAACUUCUGAACACUGAAGCUGACCAACAUUUCAUACAGUCCCUUUUUAACAUUUUUUGUGAAUACUGCAUAUUGAUGCUGUCAGCAUGGGGUACCUGCAGUGGUCCUGAAUGCAGUGGAGACUAUCAGCAAAACUGCAGGAUCUCAUCCGUGAAGAGCUUUCAUAUCAUGAAACAAAUCAGCAGCUAAAUCUACUGUACAAUUCUGUUCGUCCACAUGAGGUCAGUUAGGAUUUUUAAUGAACACUAGAGAACAUUCAUCAAUUCAAUGAUCUUAAUGUAUUCUAUGAUAGUGUUACUGAUCAAAUCUCUUUGAGAUUUUUUUUAACUUGCCCAUCCACAUCUUGUUAAUUGUAAAGCAGAAAAAAACAGCCUAUGUUGUGUUCAGUCUGCUUUAUUAUUAUUUUUAAGUCUGCUAAAGCAAUCAAAUGCAUUUUUACAGAUCCUCUGAUAUUUAUGAAUGACAGUUUUUAGCUUGAAAAGCGAGUAGACAUCUCAACUUUUGUUUGUUUUUAAUAUUAUAUUUGUGUUCAGGUCAAAAAUCAAAAAGGCACAAAUAAAAAGGAGGCAUUUGUUUUGUAUUACAAAAACAAGACAGCUAAGUUUAAACGUUAUAGACGGCAUAUGGCAAAUAAAACACUGUCAGAACAA